Prunus persica (peach) is the source of this 3141-nucleotide messenger RNA. Its product is annotated as receptor-like protein kinase FERONIA. The record is from RefSeq and is a predicted model, not a curated record. Gene Ontology annotation, molecular function: protein kinase activity; ATP binding. Gene Ontology annotation, biological process: protein phosphorylation. Lineage: Eukaryota; Viridiplantae; Streptophyta; Magnoliopsida; Rosales; Rosaceae. The transcript has a single exon. Bases 264 to 3026 code for a protein of 920 amino acids.
AUUCUUCAAGUCCACGGCCAACCCAAAAAAGAAGUUUAAGUUGUUAUCGAAGUCUAUUAAAUUGACUGAUGUUGAUCAAGAAUUUUGAAUUUAGAGUAGAUGCAACCAAAAGCUUGACUUGGAAAAGUCUUCGAUGAUCAUAUGUGUAUGUCCCCACUUGUGCAAUAGAAAUUCCAAUCAGAGAUCCACACACCCACACAUAACAUAUCUUUAACUCUCCCUAUGUAUAUAUAUAUAUAUAUAUAUAUAUAUAUACAUGUAUCAUGAACAUGUAUAUAAUAACCCAAGCAUCAAACAAACACCUUGAUACAAUUACCAUGAUGAAACCAAUUCUCAGCACUAAUCUCUACUUUUCCUUUUUUCUGCACAUGAUCGUCGUCACCAUAUUCGUUGCCAGCGAUUUGCCACCUAUCUACAAUGCAGUCGAAGAUAUCACCAUCAAUUGUGGCUAUUCCGGCCACAUAUUCAAUGCAUAUGAUCAGCGAAAUUGGACUGGAGAUAUCAACUCAACAUUUUCACCCUUUGAACACCAAGCAAUUGGCAACACAUCCAUAUUCAAAGAAGCACCUCAUUCGUACACCGUCCCACAAGUGCCUUACACCAGAGCUAGGCUUUCUCACUUUGAAUUUACCUAUAGAUUUUUUAACCUCACCCCCGGCCAAAAGUUCGUCCGUCUGUAUUUCUUCCCAGCUUCAUACCCCGACUUUGAUCCCUCCAAAGCCUUCUUCUCUGUCAAAGCCGGUGGCUUUACCCUUCUCCACGACUUCAAUGCUUCAGUCACUGCUGCUGCUUCUGGGUCGGAGGAGACGGUAUAUAGAGAAUUCUGUAUGAACAUUGAGGAAGAAGAAGAAGAACCUAGUUUAAGCAUCACGUUCACUCCAAGCAGAGCAAUCCAAGAUGCCUACGCGUUUAUUAACGGAAUUGAAAUUGUAUCAAUGCCCGUCAAUUUAUACUACACUCCACGUGGGAUUCAAUAUGUAGGCAAUGAAAACAUCUUUCGCAUUGAAAACAACACUGCUUUGGAGGCGGUGUACCGAAUCAAUGUGGGCGGUAAGGCACUCUUUUUUGGUAAAGACACUGGCAUGUACCGCAAUUGGAAUGCUUAUGGAGACGAGCAAAUUCACUUGGAAGAGUUGAGUCUUAACCGUAGUGUUUUGCCGCAAAAUGAUAGUAUCCAACUCCAUUUUGCCAAAAUCCCAGAGUACUCUGCUCCAAAAGAAGUUUACCAAACCGCUCGGGCAAUGGGCAACGACACAGCCAUAAACAAGAGCUACAACCUGACAUGGCAAUUUCCUGUUGAUUCCAAUUUCAAUUACCUGGUUAGGCUUCAUUUUUGUGAGUUUCAGGCUGGAAUUUGGGAGAUCGGAGAUCAAGUGUUUCUAAUUUACCUGGAUAAUAUACCUGCUGAAAAAACAGCGGACAUAAUUGAGUGGAGUGGCGGGAAUGGGUUUCCAAUAUACAGAGACUACUUGGUGUCCAUGCAGCUUCCGAGCUCAACUGGAACUGGAAGCAAGGCGAAAGUGAAUCUCACCAUCGCACUGCAGGCAAACCCACAUGAUUGGAGGACUUUAAUCAGCGAUGCAAUGUUGAAUGGUCUCGAAAUCUUCAAACUCAACAACUCAUACGGCAAUCUCGCGGGACCCAACCCCGAUCCACCUCUUAUGGACCCAACAAAUACGACGUCGUCGUCAGGCCCAGAAAAACCCAAGUUGAGGAAUACUCAUUUGCUCGCUAUUGUUGCUGGUGUAGUUUCCACCACAAUUGCACUGCUCUCUGUUCUAGGGUUAUUCUUGGCUUUCAGGCGACGACAGAAACUCAAGGACUAUGAUGGUUGCUCCACCCGCGGAGCAACCAACUCAACCAAAAGUCGGGGCUCAUCCUUACCGUCCAAUUUGUGUCACUACUUUUCCUUGGCGGAGAUCAAAGACGCCACCCGAAACUUCAGCGAAAUUUGUAUUAUUGGGCGUGGCGGGUUCGGUAACGUUUACAAAGGGUACCUCGAUGGUGCGGCCACCCCCGUUGCGAUCAAACGGCUGAAACCCGAGUCAUCACAGGGGGCCCACGAAUUCAAGACGGAGAUCGAGAUGCUCUCCCACUUACGGCACCGUCAUUUGGUAUCGCUGAUUGGAUAUUGUGCAGAUGAAGGUGAGAUGAUCUUAGUGUAUGACUUCAUGGAUCGUGGGGCUCUCAGCGACUAUCUCUACCACAAAGAUAACCCAUCUCUUCCCUGGGAACAACGACUUGAGAUCUGUAUCGGGGCAGCGCGUGGGCUGCACUACCUUCACACAAGUGCGCAGUACACCAUCAUUCACCGAGAUGUAAAGAGCACGAACAUCUUAUUGGAUGAGAAAUGGGUGGCUAAAGUCUCGGAUUUUGGGCUUUCAAAAAUGGGAACCACCAGCAUGUCCAAGACCCACAUCAGUACAAUGGUGAAGGGUAGUUUUGGGUAUUUAGACCCAGAAUAUUACCGGCGUAACCAAUUGACAGAGAAGUCUGACGUGUACUCUUUUGGCGUGGUGUUAUUUGAGGUAUUAUGUGCGAGGCCAGCUUUCUUACGAACAGCGGGGAAGAAACAGAUGAGUUUGGCUGAGUGGGCCAAGAGCUGUCAUCGCGAAGGGACACUUGAUAAAAUCAUUGAUCCGAGCUUGAAGGGUAAGAUUGGAAAAGCGUGCCUGAAUAAGUUUGUUGAGAUGGCGAUAAGUUGUAUUCAUGAUAAUGGGAUCCAACGGCCGUCGAUGAAUGACGUGGUGUGGGGGCUUGAGUAUGCAUUGCAGCUUCAUCAAAAAGCGGAGAGAGAUUUAGAUUUCAAGGGUGAAGACAAGGUUGCAUUAAUGAACGAUAAUGAUGCUGCACCUGCAGGGUUUAGCACGAGUUGUUGUUGGGAAGAAGAAGAGGCGUCGAAUUCAUUGAACAGUAGUGGGCUGGCCAAAUUAAGCAGCAGUGACCAAAAUUCUACUACUAACGAAUCGAUUAAAGGGAUGUCUAGGAUAGUGUUUUCUGGGAUCAACGAUACCGAUGGGAGAUGAUAUUUAUUUGUAUUAAUAUGUGCCUUUUUUCUUUGAUCGACCUUGUAAUUUGGUUUUUUCUUAUAUUCUGUGAAUGAAUUCAUUAAUUAAACUUUCCAAAUAGAUUAGCACCGUC